Molecule: messenger RNA, 1218 nt
Organism: Tarenaya hassleriana
Lineage: Eukaryota; Viridiplantae; Streptophyta; Magnoliopsida; Brassicales; Cleomaceae
Product: homeobox-leucine zipper protein HAT7
Exons: 3
Coding region: 183-1040 (285 amino acids)
Biological process (GO): positive regulation of DNA-templated transcription
Cellular component (GO): nucleus
Molecular function (GO): sequence-specific DNA binding; DNA-binding transcription factor activity, RNA polymerase II-specific
Source: RefSeq, a predicted model, not a curated record
GUAUAUAUGUUAAAAGGUGGCAAUAGCAUGAGGCUCAUAUGAGGAGUUGAGAAAACUCCAAGAACCCACCCAACACACACACACAUCCUUCGAUCUGUCCAAACAGUCGAACAAUCGAUCUUCACCGGAAAAAAAUAUAUAAUCACAAGGAAAAUUGAGAGAGAGACAGAGUGAAUAUAUAUAUGUACGAUCAAAGCAGCAGUAUCGAAGCAGGAUUGAGAUUGAAUAUGGGAUUUCCUCCUCAUGGGUUUAUGUUCCAACAACUCCAUGAAGACAAUGGUCGUCACCUUACUUCUCCUCCCUCCCUCCCCUCUUGCCCUCCUCAGCUCUUCCACGGAGGAGGAGGAGGAAACUACAUGAUGAACAGAUCCAUGUCGUUUUCUUCGGGUGGGGAUCAAACCCAAAAGAGCACGACAAAUGGGCAGGAGGAAGCGGAAGAAGAUCUGUCAGACGAUGGAUCGCAGCUACUGGGAGAGAAGAAGAAGAGGCUGAACUUAGAACAGGUAAGGGCGCUUGAGAAGAGCUUCGAAUUGGGGAACAAGCUCGAGCCCGAGAGGAAGAUGCAGUUGGCGAAGGCAUUAGGGCUUCAGCCGAGACAGGUUGCCAUUUGGUUUCAGAACAGAAGGGCCAGAUGGAAGACCAAGCAGCUCGAGAAAGACUACGAAGCUCUCAAGCAACAGUUCGAGGUCCUUAAAGCCGACAACGAUGCUCUUCAUGCCCAGAACAAGAAACUCAAUGCCGAGUUGGUGGUGCUGAAGAAGAAAGAGCGUAACGAAGGGAGCAGAAGGGGAGGGGGAGGAGGAGAGGCUUCGUGGAGCAACAAUGGAAGCACAGAGAACAACAGUUCGGACAUAAACUUGGAGAUGUCGAGAACACAAGCUGUCAACAUUAUCAAAGAUCUCUUCCCUUCCUCGGCCACUAACCACCAGAUGGUUCAGGAAGAUCAGAGCUUCUGCAACAUGUUCGACGAAACGACGUCGUCCUCGGCUGGUUACUGGGCAUGGCCCGAUCAUCAUCCCCAGCCCCACCACUUCACCUGAUGGAUCUCUUCAUCCCCUUUUCGAUUCUAUUUUCUUUGAUAUUAUCAUGUUACUGCUUUCAAUUGAAUUGGGUUUGUAGAGUAUUGGUGUAUAGGGGACACUCAACACAUCAUUUAGUAUGAUACUUUAUUGGUAUUUCUCAAUAAAAAAAUAUUUUAUUUUUCUCACAACAAACACC